ACAAAACACCCACACACCACACCGAACAGUAAAUUUUUCAAACAACUCUCAACUUUAAACACGUUGAAGUUUCCGAUUCUUCUUCACAAGACAAUCAAAGAAUGGCUAAGAAGGAUAGCACUCAGAUGAAGAAGGCAGCAGCAGCUUCCAACAAUGGCACCUCAAUUGGCCAAUCGAUCAAUGAAGUUAUUUCCGCAAUUGAAACCACAUAUAAAGAUUAUUCGAAUACAUUGACUCCAAGAUUGAAAUUAAUUGAUUUAUUUUUAUUAUUUUUAGUGGUAUUGGGAGUUUUACAGUUUUUAUUUGUCUUACUUGUUGGAACAUUUCCUUUCAAUGCAUUUUUAGGAGGAUUUAUUAGUUGUGUUGGACAAUUUGUAUUAACUGUUAGUUUAAGAUUACAAUAUAACGCCGAUAAUAACUCAAUUGAAAGUGAAGAUAAAUAUAAGAAGGAGAUUUUAGAAAAAGAUAUUAGUGAGAUUAAUAGCGGACUGGUAAACGUUGAAAGCUUGGAAGAGGAUGUUCAAUCAAAACCAUUCAAGUAUAUUAGUCCAGAACGAGCAUUUGGAGAUUUUAUUUUUGCCAGUUUAAUUUUACAUUUUAUAGUAUAUCAUUUUAUUAAUUGAAUUAAAUAUAUUCAAUAUACAACAGGGAGAGAAGAGAUCGUAGGAACGAUAACAAAUAAGUGAUUUUUUUUUUUUUUUUUUUCA
Molecule: messenger RNA, 707 nt
Organism: Hyphopichia burtonii NRRL Y-1933
Lineage: Eukaryota; Fungi; Ascomycota; Pichiomycetes; Serinales; Debaryomycetaceae
Product: dolichyl-diphosphooligosaccharide-protein glycotransferase
Exons: 1
Coding region: 102-623 (173 amino acids)
Biological process (GO): protein N-linked glycosylation
Cellular component (GO): membrane; oligosaccharyltransferase complex
Source: RefSeq, a predicted model, not a curated record